Molecule: messenger RNA, 2533 nt
Organism: Harmonia axyridis
Lineage: Eukaryota; Metazoa; Arthropoda; Insecta; Coleoptera; Coccinellidae
Product: protein DENND6B
Exons: 8
Coding region: 221-1900 (559 amino acids)
Cellular component (GO): recycling endosome
Molecular function (GO): guanyl-nucleotide exchange factor activity
Source: RefSeq, a predicted model, not a curated record
AUCGAGUCUUUCAACAUUUUAUAUCUGAUAAUGAAAAUGACAUUUCUGCCCAGUUUUCAUAAUUGUUUGUUGUUAAAUGGGAAAUGAACUAAAAAUGUCAUUCGUUACACUCGAUUUUUAAAAUAGUUUCUCCAUAAUAUCCUUAAAAAACAUGUAAUAUCCAUGUCAGCUUACAUAUUAAUGAAAAAUCUUAAUAUAAAGAGCAUAUCUUUAUCAUAAAAUGACAGAAAAUGUUGAGAAAAAUACUGAUAAUAAUUCCUGGGAAAAUCUCAGGAAUUGGAUACAUUGUGUAUGUGUUGUAACAUUUGAUUUAGAAAUAGGCCAAGCAUUAGAGACUACAUUCCCAAAUGAUGUUACUUUGAGUAAACAAGAAAUCUCAAACAUAUGUUAUUUAGCAUUUCCUGAUUCAAAUUCAGGAUGCAUAGGUGAUACUAAUUUUAUAAUAAGAUUGCAAACUAGUCCAACAAACAGGACUUUGAAGAGAGAACACCUCAUCUAUAAUUCAAAAUGUCCUCAGGAGCUUCAAAUAAAUCCUUCAUAUUUCUGGGGAUAUGUUUAUUUCAGGCAGGUGAAAGAUCCAUCAUUACCAAGAGGUUAUUUCCAAAAGAGUUUUGUGAUAGUAAGCCGCUUACCUUUCAACAAUUUAUUCUCAAAAAUAUCUUGUCUAAUUGCUCCUGAAUAUUUUCAAAAUGGUGAAUUGAGUUUGGAAGCUGUAUGUAAUAAUAUAGACCGAUGGCCAGCUCCAAUUCCUGGAAUUCCUAUCAGCUUACCGUUAUUGGGCUCCGUUUUUCAGAUGAAAAUUCCUAUGAAUGGAAAUUCUGGGACAAUCAAAAAUAUCAAUUUCUCUAUUUCUGAGAACUUGGAAAAUCAUAUUCAAGCGUCAGUUGAAGAUUUGAAUUUUUUCACAAUCCUACAACCUGUCAUGUCACACAUUCAUUUACUAUGGGAACUGGUUUUGACUUGUGAGCCUUUAGUUAUAAUUGCACCGUCUCCAACACUUUGUUCCAAUAUGGUCCUUGCUUUAACAAGAAUAAUAGCACCUCUUAGGUAUUGUGGAGACUACAGGCCAUACUUUACCAUACAUGAUAGUGAAUUCAAACAGUAUACUAACAAAAGUCCUGGUCCUCCACCAGUUAUAUUGGGGGUAACAAAUCCAUUCUUUGGAAAAACUCUCUUUCAUUGGCCCCACUCAAUUAGGCUAGAUGAUACUGAUCAAACACAUUCACAUAAAUUGAAGAAGAAAACUAACAUGAAGUUAUUAGAUAAUAGUCCCGGGGUUUAUACCACAUAUAAGACAUUUCUCCAAAAAGAUAAAUCUAUUAUAAAGAAGCUGGUAAAUGGUGUUACAAGAAAAAGGCCUUCAGAAGUCCAAUCUGCUCUACUGAAAAGACAUUUGCUUGAACUAACACAAAGUUUCAUGUUUACACUUGAGAGGUACAUCGCUAGUUUGAUGCCUUUGCAAAAAAAUAUUUCACCCUUUAAGGCCGCUCCCAGUCCUUUACCUUUUAAUCCUGAUGACUUCUUCCAAACUCUGGAAACAGCAGGUCCUCAAUUGACGACUGGGAUCAAAGGAGAUUGGGUAGGAUUGUACAAAAAGUUUUUUAGAUGUCCAAAUUUUGAUGGAUGGUUCAAUACAAGAUAUUCAGAAUUAUAUUCGAAACUUCAGGCUCUUCACCUAGAGGCUCUCUCAGAUGCUGAUCUGAAGUUAUGGGUGCAAGGUCGUCCAGAAGUUGAAGUUGUUGAUAUGGUGAUCAAAAUACGGAACAAAAUCAACGAAUGCAAAGAACAUAAUUUACCUGUCAGUGAUAGUUGUAAAGUUGAAGAACAAUUAAAUCAAAGACUUCAAGACAUUAUAAGCUCUCUUCCCGAUGAUAUGAAGAAUAUUCUAAAAGUUUCAUGAUAAUAUCGAACAAAAUAAUUGAAUUAUUGUUACUAAUGGCUCAAAUUGUACAUUAUUUUUGUAUGUGGAAAAAGGCAGAUGUUAGAUCAAAAUACGUUGUGAUUAAAUGAUUUUACAGUUUAUUAUCAACUUUUAUAUCCAUUAUAAUUCAGGUUCUAAAUGAUAUACCUUUUUGAAAUAAGUGCCAAAUCCGAUAAGACCAUUAAAGAUAUCAAUUUUUAUAUUAAUCUUUGAAGUGAUCUGAAGAAAUUUUUUAUCUGAAAGGCAUACCUGAAUUUAUUAUCGUUAAUCAUAAUUUCUGCAGCUCUGUUAAAUUUUUAAAGAAUCUGGAAAGAUAAAUAUAUGUUCAACAUAUUAAAUUCAAGAUUUUAUGUUGAUUACAAGUAAGUAGUAAACAAUUUCUGUAAUAGUAAUAGAAUUACCAGUUUGCGAAAUAUUGAUUUUUUCCAUUUUUAUCUAAAAUAUCAGUGAAUUAAUCUUCUUGAAUUUAUUGUGUAUGAUUUGUUUUUAUAAAUAUGAUUAUAGUGAAUGUCAUAUUUUCAAUACUUUAAUCUCUUGAAUAUAUACUUGUUAUAUAAUUGACCUUUACAUCAAAUUGUAAUUUUUUUGAAAUAUAAAACUGUUGAAUCCAAA